Messenger RNA from Cylicocyclus nassatus, 1123 nucleotides. The record is from the annotation of a GenBank genome assembly. NCBI's taxonomy places the organism in Eukaryota, Metazoa, Nematoda, Chromadorea, Rhabditida, Strongylidae.
GUGUCAUGGGCGUCAAGGCUUCGCAGCGUGGAAAAAAUGAGCUCUGUUUCGGUUUGACCGAUGAGAACGUGGAGGAUAUGCAAAUAACUGGGAAAAUACCAUCAAUACUCUUGAUCUACAAUGACACUGACUUAGAUUCGCAAGAUAUCGGAUGUAUAUUGCGAGCUGCAGUGAGUAAUGAAGAGAUACAUGCGGCGAAAAUAAGCGAUUCUCCUUGUAUGCAGCUUUUGACUAUCGAUGCAAAACCAGACGAACUACAUGUGAUUGUUACCCAUGGUUCACCAAGACUGCCACUUUGUGAUGCUCAAGUUUACGGAGCCAUUCCCAAUGUCAUAGAAGUACGCUUUACGAAAACGAGAAAAGCAAUUGACUACGUUACUUUCAACUUGAUUGCAAAUGGAGGACGUAUGAGAUUCGAUGUACCACUCGACGACAAUACCGCAACUCCAUUAAACUUGUUGUUGGCAUUCCGUGCUCUCAUUCGAAUAGUGAUGAGCGGACGACCGUAUGACAAUGGAAUUCCUGAUUUCCACCGAUCAAGCCACUUACUUGCCAAUCCUGCACUUGGACGAGCGAAAGACAAAUUUCUCAGAAAGAUUGAGAUAACACUUCCAUUUUCUGCGAAUUGCAUGAUCACCUAUAUACCAGUAUUUAUCUUUGCUUCGGCCGUUUCAUUUUUGCUCGUAGUUCCAUGUGGAUCCUCACAAGCUGUUCAAUUCGAUAGUGUCGAAGUCCCCGAUGAUGAGAUUAGACCGGAACAACUGCCAAGUCUUUACGGCAUAUUGAGAAGAGAUAAAGGAAAAGCUGGAUCUUCAGCGGAAGCAAAAUCGCAAAGCGGUGGUACUCCUGAGAAAAAUACAGAAAAGAACGCUUCUUCAGCUCCAGAGACGAGCAAAGCUGAAGGAGGCCUGAAUGUUCAGCCCACCAUGAGUGACGAGGUUCCGAGUCCAACCCAAAGGUCAAGUCCAAUACAAAAUGUACCUCCCACGGCUAAUCCUUUGAUAAUUCCGGUGAAUACACUUGAUAAACAAGAUCACAAACAGCCUCCCAAGCAACCGCUCAAAAAACCGAAUAAAUAGUUUUUGAACCGUCAUUUUACCUCUGAAAUAAAAGAUUUUGUUGC